Punctularia strigosozonata HHB-11173 SS5 is the source of this 291-nucleotide messenger RNA. RefSeq lists its product as uncharacterized. The coding region runs from base 1 to 291 and encodes 96 amino acids. The transcript is spliced from 2 exons. The record is from RefSeq and is a predicted model, not a curated record. NCBI's taxonomy places the organism in Eukaryota, Fungi, Basidiomycota, Agaricomycetes, Corticiales, Punctulariaceae.
AUGGUGGAAGCCGAGCUAUGGGAGCAACCUACGGGACCCGACACCGAGCAUGGCACUAUCCACGCAUUCGGGAUGCGAGGCGAGCAUUACCACUGGCCAGCAAACGGCGCCCAGGGCCCGUUCUACGUGGUAACUGCCGGCUCGGCUGUCGGUAUAUUCACAAAUCGUUCAUUGGUGACGACUAUCACUAGUUUUACUGUGUCAUACCAUUCCGUUCACUAUGAUUUCAAAGAGGCUUACGACGUUUGGCACGCCGCCUUGGCUGGGAGCACCGUUACGGUCAUAUACUAG